GAGAAAGGCGGCAGCGGAAAAUAAGGAACCAAGUAGAUUCAAUCUAUAUACAACAGACAGCACCAAAUGUCGCACCAACGAUUUUCCUCGACCAAUCCCGCGCUGAUCCAGGACCCUCUAAGUCAGCGCCUUCAAUCUCGGACGCCACGCGUGCUCAAGGCCCCAGCCUCAAGCGGUGUUCAGUGGACGUCCAUAGCAAAGAAUGUAGAAAACAGCCAACCCCGGGAUACAGAAAAAACUAACCCGCACAACAGCGGGUGCGCGAGUAGCGAGUGCGCCCGCCGCCGGGGAAAAGAACAGCUCUUUUGCGUUGAUCUUGGAUCUUGCAGUAGGGCUCCGGGCAUUGAGCGCCUGGAGCCCCUAUUCUCGGGAUCCGUGAAGGGGAAGAUGAAGAGGAGGAGGAAGGGGAAGAAGAGGAAGAAGAAGGAGAAGAAGAAGAAGAAGAAGAAGAAGGGAAAGAAAGAAAAGAAAAAGAAAGAAAUGAAGCAAGGAAGAGAAAAAGACAAUCGAAUUGCAACUACAAAACUAAAUGUCACAAAGACUGCAUGCGGAAUACCCCACUAGUCAAGGGCAUGUGUGCGGCGCAGUCGAUGCGUGGUGUUUGAUCUUGGACCCAAUGCAGACUCCGUCAGACAAUGAUUAGUCUGGGAGCUCGAGAAAGUCCGGGGAAAGAAUGAGGGUGAAAUGACUAAAGGAAACGGGCAAUGACAUAGGAAAUGGGGAAGCUGACGAUAGGAAAUAGGGAAGACAUAAGAAACUCGAAUAGAUGAAGUGAUAUAAAUGGCAAGAGGAAAUGCGAAAAGAUAGAUGGGGGUAUAAAUGCUAAGAAGAUGGCGGUAAAAAUGGUCUGG
Aplosporella prunicola CBS 121167 is the source of this 851-nucleotide messenger RNA. RefSeq lists its product as uncharacterized. The record is from RefSeq and is a predicted model, not a curated record. Lineage: Eukaryota; Fungi; Ascomycota; Dothideomycetes; Botryosphaeriales; Aplosporellaceae. The transcript has a single exon. The coding region runs from base 67 to 564 and encodes 165 amino acids.